This is a messenger RNA of Penicillium cosmopolitanum, 1074 nucleotides long. RefSeq names its product Gfo/Idh/MocA family protein. The transcript has a single exon. Gene Ontology annotation, molecular function: nucleotide binding. The record is from RefSeq and is a predicted model, not a curated record. The coding region runs from base 1 to 1074 and encodes 357 amino acids. NCBI's taxonomy places the organism in Eukaryota, Fungi, Ascomycota, Eurotiomycetes, Eurotiales, Aspergillaceae.
AUGCCCCCUCCAAAUCUGCCAACCCUUCGCUGGGGGGUUAUUGCAACGGGAAUGAUCUCUUCGUGGUUUGUUAAAGACUUGGUUCUCGAUCGGCCUGAUGCAAAGGCACAUCAUACUAUUGAAGCUAUUGGUUCAUCGUCUCAGGAAAAGGGUCAGACCUUCGCUCAAGAAUAUUGUCCCCACGAAUCAACCACAAUUUACGGCAGCUAUGAAGAAGUCUAUACCGAUCCCUCUGUUGAUAUAGUCUAUAUCGGGACGCCACAUGCCUUCCACCUGCGCAAUUGUCUCGACGCUAUAGCGCACGGAAAGCACGUGUUGUGCGAGAAGGCUUUCACACUCAAUGCGUCCCAGGCACGCGAAGUUUUUGCAGCUGCGAAAGACCGAGGUGUCUUUGUCAUGGAAGCCAUGUGGAUACGCUUUCAUCCGCUCACGCGCGCUCUGCAAGUGAAGAUCCACGAGGAUAAUGUAAUCGGUCGCGUCCAACGCGUGUUUUGUGACUUUUCCCUCGACAUGGAUAUCGAUUCUCUGCCAGAUGAUUCUAGGCUGAAGAAUCCAGCUCUUGGUGCGGGCUCGUUACUCGACAUAGGAAUAUAUUCUCUGACCUGGGCUCUCCUGGCGGCGGACCCGAAUGUUGGAGGUAAAGCUCAUGUGCCGGGUAUACUUGCGUCGCAGAAAUUAUCCAACGGUGCCGACGUUGCGACUGCAGCGAUCCUUGGCUACCCCAGUGGGAUCCAAGCUAUUGUUACAUCGUCAUUGUCUUUUGCAACUGCUCCCCAGUUCUGUCGCAUAGAAGGAACGGAAGGCUUCAUUAUUGUUCAAGGACCGGGUACUUCAGCCCCAGAGAGGUUUACUGUUCACUUAAAAACUCCGAGUGGAGAUACCGCAGCUGAGGGUAUAACUUUCAGCUUCAACAAGCCCGGUAUGGGCUUUUACUGGGAGGCGGAUGCUGUGGCAGUUGAUAUUUCGGAAGGCAGAAUUGAGAAUGAUAUUAUGCCCUGGGCAGAGACUAUACGGGUCUUAGAAAUUCUAGACGAAAUUCGGCGCCAAGGAGGAGCUAGAUAUGACUGUGACUAG